Messenger RNA from Ostreobium quekettii, 360 nucleotides. Lineage: Eukaryota; Viridiplantae; Chlorophyta; Ulvophyceae; Bryopsidales; Ostreobiaceae. The record is from the annotation of a GenBank genome assembly.
AUGCAAAAUUCAGUAGUGGUAUUUCUAUGUCUGGCCAUUUCGGUGUGUUUCUGCUUGUUUGGGGGUGCUCUUUCAGAUUGUUGCAGGUUUUCGAUCUUUUGCUGCCUGUUUUUUGAAGGCGUCAAGAUGAAGGCGAACGAACGAAUGGUGCCAGGGAACUGCACUUCAGCUGCAGCUGGGUUUGAAAAUUCAAACGCUUGUUGGGGAUUGGUUACCAUGGUUGUUGUAGCAGCUUUGCAGUGUUGCAUGCAGCUCUUGCUGGCACAAAAGAUGGCCCGUGCAGGGCAGGACCAUAUCCUUGGUGUGGAUUUGAACUUUGAGCUUGGACAUGCCAUGCUUGAAUUUGAGCUGGAGUACUAA